Glycine soja is the source of this 722-nucleotide messenger RNA. RefSeq lists its product as uncharacterized. The coding region runs from base 131 to 436 and encodes 101 amino acids. The transcript has 4 exons. NCBI's taxonomy places the organism in Eukaryota, Viridiplantae, Streptophyta, Magnoliopsida, Fabales, Fabaceae. The record is from RefSeq and is a predicted model, not a curated record.
AUUUUUUUAAGGUUGACCCUUAUAUCAUUAACUUCGCUAACCUUCUCUCUUACAUGCCAAAUAGAAGACACGUUAGCAACGACCACCUUUGUUUUAUGAAUCCAUGUGGCAAUGACAUGUGUAUAAUGACAUGCAAUGGUUGAGGCAUGGCAUCUUCAUCUUGUGUGGUCGCCAAUCUGAUGCGUCGAGAUCUUCUGCAACAAUGAAUCCUUUUCCUUUAGCAUAUGGAAGAAGUGUUUGUGUGAAUAGAGAGUUUUCGUGCAAACUUCCAAUAGCGAAGAUAAUCGUGGAAGUAGUUUCUGGAGAUGCCCCAAUUGGAAUAAUCCAAACUCCUGCACCUUUUGAGUGCAUAGACGAAGACUCUUCUACCAAUGAAGCAAAAAUUGUAAUGGGACCAGAGGAGUACUAUAUGAAGCAUCAUGGUGAGAAUUCAUGAAGGCUUUGCUCAAACAAUGCCAGACAAAUUUGAUCAACAUAUCUUGAACACAAUCUAAGCAAUUCUAUUAUGAGAGCAUAAUGCUUUAUGUUUGUCUCUAUAUUGAAGAAAGUGGGAUGUGACCAUGUAGAGUUGGGAAAGACAAUUUUUUUUUGUCCAACGGAAUAAUAUUUAGUAUUGUUGUUGUACUGAAGUUGCUUUUUCCAAGUAUUAAUUGAUGUUAUAAUUAUGUAACUUGGUUUUAAGUUUUUAGUUUGUUUUGGUUCCUUCUCACAAAACUUAAGGA